AUGUCCAUAGACACAAAAGAAUUAACCUAUAUCAAUUUUGAUUGUAAUUGGCAAUGUUGUUAUCAACAAACGACUGAUCAUGUCGAUAAUUUUAUUAAUAUUUUGUUUUCAAAUAAUUCCGAUGUUAAUCAUCUAUGGUCAUCAGUACGAUUACCACAUAUUAUUGAAUCUUGUACAACACAUGAUAAUUGUGAUAUUCAUGGUUCACAUGAUUGGUGGUAUCGAAAAGAAUUCGAUUGGAUAUUAUCCGAUCAACAACAAAAACAUCAAGUUUAUCUUUUAUUUGAAUCGAAUUUAACUAAAUUAAAUAUUAAUGCGACAAUAUGGUUUAAUGGAGAAAAAAUUAUUUCAAAUUCAUCAUUAUUACAACAAAAUUCAAUUGAUUUAACAGAUAAAUUAUUACGUUAUACAGAGACAACAGAGAAAAAUAAACAUAACAAUGUUUUAAUUGUCCAUUGUAUAGAUUCAAGUCUUUCUCUUCAUGCUCGUCUUAUUAUACAUGGUACAGUAAUAUGGGCUACAGGACAAGUCAAAACAAAUGAUGAUUCAAGUUUAAAAAUCGAAAAAGAUACUCUUGAUUAUGCAGUACGUGCUAAUGAUGCAGAUCAACGUAUCGGUGUUGUAUUUAAUCAAUCAGAAACUGAUUUAGAAUCUUCAUCAUUAACAGAACUUCCUGUCGAACCAAUCAGUGAUGAAACAGAAAUCGAAGAGAAUUCAAAAGAUAUAUCAAUACCUCGUCUUAAUAUUGUUAUACUUAUUGUUGGAACGCGUGGUGAUGUUCAACCUUUUAUUGCUCUUGGUAAAGCACUUCUUGAAUAUGGUCAUCGUGUUCGAUUAGCUACACAUGAAACAUUUCGAUCAUUUGUUCGUGAUAAUGGUUUAGAAUUUUAUCCAUUAGCUGGUGAUCCGGCUGAUUUAAUGUCAUUUAUGGUAAAGAAUGCAGGUAUUAUUCCAUCGAUGAGUAGUAUUGUUGCAGGUGAUAUAGCGAAAAAACGACGUAUUCUUGCUGAAAUUCUUGCAUCAACAUGGCUUGCAUGUACAGCUAAUGAUGAUGAAACAUCAAUUCCAUUUACAGCUGAAGCUAUUAUUGCUAAUCCACCAUCAUUUGGUCAUAUACAUUGUGCGGAAAAAUUACAAAUACCUUUACAUAUUAUGUUUACUAUGCCUUGGACACCUACAAGUGCUUUCCCACAUCCAUUAUGUAAUAUUGAUAGUUCAAGAGGACCGACAGGAAAAAUUAAUUUCUAUUCAUAUUCUGUUGUUGAAAUGCUUACAUGGUCAGGUAUGCGUGGUAUUGUUAAUAGUUUUCGUAAGAAAAUUUUAGGUCUAUCUCCAUUACAUGCACAACAAGCUACAAAUGCACUUAUUGAUGAACGUGUUCCACAUACAUAUUGUUGGUCACCAUCGCUUGUUGCAAGACCAUCCGAUUGGGAAUCACAUAUUGAUGUUUCAGGUUUUUUCUUUCUUGAUCUUGGUAAUACGUUUACCAAUCCACCACAAGAUUUACUUGAUUUUCUUGGUAUUAAUAAUGAUGAUUCUAAUGAUCCGAAAUUACCAUUACCGAUUUAUAUUGGAUUUGGUUCGAUUACAGGACAUGAUUCUUGUCGUCUUCUUGAAGUUAUUAAAGAUGCUCUUAAUAGAACUGGAAAUCGAGCUGUAUUAUCUGGUUUUGAAACAGAAACGGAUAGUUUACCUGAUAAUAUUUUUAAAAUUGGCAAUGUACCACAUGAUUGGCUUUUUCAGCAUGUAUCGGCUGUAUGUCAUCAUGGUGGAGCAGGUACAACAGCAGCUGGUUUACGUGCUGGUAAACCAACAAUAAUCGUACCUUUUUUUGGUGAUCAAUUCUUUUGGGGUAAUAUAAUUGAAAAAAGUGGUGCUGGUCCUCGUCCAUUACCUGGAAAAUCAGUAACAGCUGCUGAAUUAGCUGAAGCUUUUCAGUUUGUUCAUUUACCAACAACACGAGAAGCUGCCGAACAUAUUCGUCAAACUAUGGAAAAAGAAGAUGGAUGUCAAGCAGCUGUUCGUGCAUUUCAUUCUAAUCUUCCUAUAAAUCGUAUGCGUAGCGAUCUUCAAUCAACAUUUACUGCUUGUUAUUGUAUAGAUAAUUUAAAUCUUCAAAUAUCACGACCUGUUGCACAUGCCCUUGUUGCAGCAGGUGCUAUAGAUGUAUCACAACUUCGUUCUCAUUAUAUUCGAAGAUGGCAAUUUAAACAUGAGCAUAAACGUCAUAGAUCAAGUAAUAAUACUUCUGAAAAUAUCACAAAACCACGUUCACAUACAAUGAUUGAUAAUGAUAUGGGAUCAAGAUUAAGGAGUAGUACUAUCAGUAAUAAUAAUUCUACGACGAAUACACAUGAUGAUGCGAGUAUUAUUAAUAGCUUUCACGAGAAUGGAGACGAUUCAUCGAUGUUAUCUUCGUCAGUAUAUAGUAAUAUGACUAAUGGAUCUGAUGGUUUCUCUUCAUUAAAUGAUACUCACAGUGAACUAAAUGCAAAGCAUGAACCAAGUGAAAAUCAUUCGAAAACAAGAUUUAAAACAUCUGUAUAUUCAGUAUAUCGUAAUCGAAAACUUAGUCUCAUUAAUUAUCUAAAACGAUCAAGAAUUGGUCAUCAACAACCAAGUGAAAAUAGUAUUACAGCUGAUGCAUUGAUUGCUACUACUGAAUAUGCAAUGCAACCUGUAGUUUGUUCACUUUUCGCUCCGAUGCCACAAGCAAAAGUCGAAACAUCUGAAAUAGAUGAAACAAAUUCUAAACCUAAAAUAUCUGAUAUUGUACCAGCAACAUCAUUGAUCAUACCUAAUGGAGAAGAACAUGAAGAUGAUGAUGAUGAUGAUGAAAUUUCAUCUAAUAUUAAAAUUGCAGCAGAAGUCUCUGGUUUUCAUCCAAAAAUAUGUCAACAGAUUAUUCAAGAAUUUGAACAAAUUAAAACAAAACAAACUAAAGUAUUAACGAAUUCAUUCGAUUCAAAACAACAUCAUAAGCAUUUGCUUCAUCUUCAACGACAACGAAGUCAUUCGCUUUCUAAUAUAAAUUAA
Molecule: messenger RNA, 3036 nt
Organism: Adineta steineri
Lineage: Eukaryota; Metazoa; Rotifera; Eurotatoria; Adinetida; Adinetidae
Source: the annotation of a GenBank genome assembly